Messenger RNA from Penicillium riverlandense, 2031 nucleotides. RefSeq names its product BAR domain-containing protein. Gene Ontology annotation, molecular function: protein binding. Bases 1 to 2031 code for a protein of 676 amino acids. The transcript is spliced from 5 exons. Lineage: Eukaryota; Fungi; Ascomycota; Eurotiomycetes; Eurotiales; Aspergillaceae. Gene Ontology annotation, cellular component: cytoplasm. The record is from RefSeq and is a predicted model, not a curated record.
AUGUCGCGCUACAACGACGACUACCGCUCAUCAACCGGCACCCUCGACUCCCGCGACCGCUACGACCGCUACUCGCGAGGGCCACCGGUGGCCGAACGUCCCCGCCAUGCUGAUGAGGAACGGUUCGAGUUCCGACUCCGCGAAGAAGACAGCUACGGUCCUCCCGCGCGCGCUCCAGACCGAUACUACGAAGACGACCACCUGGACCACCCUCCUGACCGUCGGCGGCAGCAGCGCCGCGACGACAGCCCGGACUUUCGUCCGCCGCGCCUGGUGAGACGGCAGUCGUCCCUCGAUACCUUCGACCGUCUCCCGCCGCGCAGGAUGGAGGCACCCUUGCGGCGCAGUGGUCCUGGUGCCCCUCCUCCGGCGAGGAGCAGGGGUGCUGGCCCCGUGCCUGCGCCGCCGCCACCUAGGCGCCGGUCACCGCCUAGAUAUCAUGAGCGCGAGGUCUAUGAGGAAAUUCACAUCGCUGAGCCCGAGUACUACGGUGACGAGGAAUAUCGUGAUAUCAGAGACAGAGACCGCAUGGCUGCUCGUCGACGCUCGAGUAGCGCGGCCAGGCAUCGUGAGGAGAAGCCCUAUCCUCGCAAGGGAAAGACUCGUCUUCCGAGGAAACUGGCGCAUACGCGUGCUAUUUCCGAGCUUGGGUAUCCCUACAAGGAGGAGGUCGCGUACUACGUCGCCAGAUCACCCUCUCCGAUCCGACGACCCCGAGAACGAGUCACGACAGAGACUCUCCUCGUCCGCUCCCCCUCUCCCCGAUCUAGUCAUGAAGAGUUCAUCCUGGAAUCGUCUCCAUCGCGAUACGAAGAUAUCGAAUUCGAAGAAAUCAUCGAGCGGCCGCGUCACUUCCAAACCAUCUCCCGUCCCCGCUCUGUGUCUGUCCAUGGUCGCAGAGUAUCGUCGCCCGCGCGAUAUGUGGAACCUCGGUUUUUCGAGGAGCGCAUCGAAUCUGAUAGUCUCCACCCCGGUUCAAUGGUUUUAGUCCGGCCGAGAAGCAGCGAAAAUGAUGUCCGCGACCUGGAACGGGAGAUCCGCACCCUGCAACUCGAGCGACAGGGUGGUAUUGAAAUCACCCGGGAACGCGAGACGGAUUGGAUCGAUAGUAAUGGCAAUGAGGAGGAGAUUACGGAGCUCUCAAGCGCGAAUUUCUCGCCCUUUGCCCAACGCACACAGCAGCUGAUCAAGGAGCAGCUGGGUCAGGCCGACGAGAAAACCCAGCUCCCGGAUGAAUACAUCGAGCUCGAGAAGCGCGUCGAUGCCCUGAAGCUCGUGCACCAGAAACUGUUGCAGGUGACUUCCCAAUACUCCAAUGAGGCCUACGACUACCCGCCCAACAUCCGCGAAUCCUUCAACGACCUAGGCCGCACGAUCAACGACAAGGUCACGCUCCUCUCGCAGGCCAACUCGCCCGCCGAAGCCCAAGCCGCCCUGACGGCGCCCCCAUCCGCAAAGCCGCAGCCCAAGACCUUCAACCACGCGAUCGCCCGCGCCUCGCUCGCAGGCUCGCAGACCCUGGCACAGAGCUCCGAGACCGAGGACCCGCUGGCCAGUGCGCUGGAGAAGUACGCCCUGGCCGAGGAGAAGGUCGGCGAGGCCCGUCUCGCCCAAGAUGCACAGAUCCAGUCCCGGUUCCUGGCCGGAUGGAACACCACCCUGAAUACGAACUUGAUGUUUGCUGCGAAGGCGCGUAAGAAUGUUGAGAAUGCCCGUCUUAUGCUUGACUCUAUCAAGGCGAGCAAGAAGGCUGCUGCGCGCGGUGAUCUGGACAACCUGAGUGAGGAUGCCCGCGCGGAGAUCGAGCAGGCUGAGGAUGAAUUUGUUGGUCAGACGGAGGAGGCUGUCAGCGUGAUGAAGAACGUCCUUGAUACCCCCGAGCCCCUGCGCAACCUGGCCGACCUGAUCGCCGCCCAGCUGGAGUUCCACAAGAAGGCCUACGAGAUCCUCAGCGAGCUUGCUCCCGUCGUCGACGGCCUGCAGGUGGAGCAGGAGGUGAGUUGGGCCCAAUCUGUUCCCGUGCACCCCUAA